Messenger RNA from Closterium sp. Naga37s-1, 1824 nucleotides. NCBI's taxonomy places the organism in Eukaryota, Viridiplantae, Streptophyta, Zygnematophyceae, Desmidiales, Closteriaceae. The record is from the annotation of a GenBank genome assembly.
AUGGGUGCAUCGGAGCCCGCGUCAGCUUCACCUGGCGUUGCAGGCAACGUCGCUGGGAGGACGUGCGGCGCAGACACGAGCAUGGGAACGAAUGUAGCGACGACUAUAGAGACGAAUUUAGAGACGAGCCCGUGCGAGACGGCAGGCGGCGCGGAAGUUGCAGCUCUAGGCUCUGGCGGUAGCGACUUGCGGCGGACAGCGGACAGGAGAAUACCCGCAGAGAGAGAGGCAGCAGGCGUGGGGUUAGGAGCGGUGCUUCGCGGUGCGGCGGGCGUGACGGCGGGCGCGCUGGUGAUGCCGUCUGUGGUGCACGCGCUCCGUGCGGAGCUGGUGCCGAGAGCGGGAGGAGCCGUGGCGGCCAGCGCUGAUGGGAUUGCGCUGCAUACCGGGGUCGCAGUAGCUCCUGCCGCCCGGCCAGACGCGGACUCUCCGCACAUUCGACGCCCCGCCGCUUCCGCCGCCGCCGCCGUGUCUUCCGCGCGAACCCCCGCUGCCGCCACCGCGGCUCCGGCGGAGCUGCAGGAGGGGGACGAACGGGGCGCGGGCGGAGCGACCGUGAUGGGGCUGCAGCAAGCGCAGCAGGGGCUGCGGGGGGACGGGCUGCUGGGGGAAGGAUUGCGCGGGGAAGGACUGCGAGGGGAAGGACUGCGCGGGGAAGGGUUGCGGGGCGAGGGAUUGGGGCACGGGCACGGGCCUGGGGAAGACGGCCUAGAGGACGAGGAGGAAAUUGCGGCGGCCGCGGCGGCGGCGGCGUACGCGAAGCGGAUGCGGCGGGCGGGGCAGAUCAGCACGGUGGGGCAGCUGGUGGCGGGCGGCAUCGCAGGCGCCGUCAGUAAAACGUGCACGGCUCCCCUGGCUCGACUCACGAUCCUCUUCCAGGUGCAGGGCAUGCACGACGCAUCGGCGGCGCGGAGGCGGCCGUCCAUCUUUGGGGAGGCGAGGCGCAUAGUGGCGGAGGAGGGCGCGCUGGCGUUCUGGAAGGGCAACACCGUCACCAUCGUGCACCGCCUCCCCUACUCCGCCAUCAACUUCUUUGCCUACGAGAGCUACAAAUCCAUGCUUGAAACCAUGGCGGCCAAUUCCUUCCCCAGCCCUGACCUCCCGCCCACCCACGCACACCACGCACUGCAACCAAACCAGCAGCAGCAGCAGCAGCAGCAGCAGCAGCAGCAGCAGCAGCAGCAGCAGCAGCAGCAGCAGCAUGAGCAUGGGUGGCAGGCGGCGCGGAGGGGGGUGGUGGACAUGGGGGUGAAGUUCCUGGCGGGAGGGGGCGCGGGGUGCACUGCUGCUACCAUCACGUACCCGCUUGACCUCGUGCGCACUCGCCUUGCUGCUCAGACCAAGUCGCGGUACUACAAGGGUAUAGUGGGCACGCUGAGCACCAUCGUGCGCGAUGAGGGCCUGCUGGGCCUCUACAAGGGCAUGGGCGCCACUCUGCUCGGCGUGGGCCCCAAUUUAGCCAUCAACUUCUGUGUGUACGAGACGGUGAAGGCCAACUGGGUGCGCCGCCACCCUGAGAUGCCCGUGCCUCUCGUCUCCCUCGGUUGCGGCAGUCUCGCUGGCAUCUGCUCCUCCUCAGCCACGUUCCCUCUGGACCUGGUGCGGCGCCGCAUGCAGCUGGAGGGAGCAGGGGGGCGGCAGCCGUCACAGCGCCGCACAAUCCCCCAGAUGCUGGCGCACGUGGUGCGCACCGAGGGGUGGCGGGCACUGUACCGCGGCAUUGUGCCCGAGUAUGCUAAGGUGGUGCCGGGGGUAAGCAUUGCCUUCAUGACCUAUGAGUUCAUGAAGAGGCUGCUGCGCCCCCGCGACAGCUUCCUAAACUGA